AUGGCACCAAGGUCAGUUAACUCUUCUGCCCAAAUUUCACCAGACAUACUGCGUUUGCUUCAGAAAUCAGAGUUAGGACUUGAAGAAUUGAAACAAAUUCAUAAAUAUGCGAAAGCUAACCCUCAGCACCUCAUAAAUCAAACUAGUCGUUUGGAAUUAUUGAUUACCAAAAUUAUUAACCCUACGGAAUGUACUUGCUCGGCCAGAACAGCUACACAUUUUGAUCUGUCAUGCAAAAAUCCGGAAAUAGAGGAAAAAAUUCAACUGGCAGCAGAGUGCUUUGCAAUGUUGCCUUUCUUGAAAAGUUCACCACAACGUCUUCAAGAGUACCAGUUACGUCUAGCUAGAUGUCUUAGCGAAACCUUAUGUUGUCUACUAGACAUCAACCGCUUAUCACAUGCAACUUUAUCAACAGUUCAAGCGUAUUUAAGUUCUAAAGUUGACUACUUCUCUUGCAUAACUCCAGUUGAUAAGGUGAAGAAAUUGUCGGAGGACUUCUCAAACUUCCUGUAUUUACGUGCUGAGUUUUUCACAUAUUCCCUACGCUGCAUCUUUCUGCGUGACUCGGCAACGUAUAUUGACAUUUGUUUACCUGUUUUCAUGUCAUUAUUCAAUGGUUUCUUCGAAGUAAGACUAACAGAAAAUGAAUCUGUAUCGGAUCGUUUGUUAACAACUUCUAGUCGUCUAAUGCUGUGUUUAAGUACUAUAUGCCAGACUGUAGGCACGCUAAUUAUGCCUGCUGUCCCUUGUUUACUGACUUUUCUUACAUAUCACUUGGAGUGGACUACUAAUUGGCGACUCGAUUUCAAGCGCAUGGAAUAUAUUGUACGUCUUCGUUUAGGUAGUAUUUCGUGCUUGAUAAAUCUUGCUACUAAAAACUUGAAGCUUUCGUAUUCAUAUUCACUGAAUUAA
Molecule: messenger RNA, 912 nt
Organism: Trichobilharzia regenti
Lineage: Eukaryota; Metazoa; Platyhelminthes; Trematoda; Strigeidida; Schistosomatidae
Source: the annotation of a GenBank genome assembly